AUACCCUCAUACGCUCCCUGCAUAUAUAACCCACUCCCUCUCGAUCGAAACCCUAAUUUCUGUUGAUCACUCGAUCUCAUCUAUCCCUCUCCUUUCCCAAAUCUCGGUUUCUCUCUUCCACCACCGGUAAAGAUGCGUGAGAUCCUUCAUAUUCAAGGUGGUCAAUGUGGAAACCAGAUCGGAGCUAAGUUCUGGGAGGUUGUUUGCGCCGAGCACGGCAUCGAUGUGACCGGGAAGUAUACCGGAGAUUCCGAGCUCCAGCUUGAGAGGAUCAAUGUUUAUUACAAUGAGGCCAGUGGUGGGAGGUUUGUUCCACGGGCGGUGCUCAUGGAUUUGGAGCCAGGGACGAUGGACAGUCUCAGAUCUGGAGCAUACGGGCAGAUCUUCAGGCCUGAUAACUUUGUAUUUGGUCAGUCUGGUGCUGGUAAUAAUUGGGCGAAAGGACACUACACUGAAGGUGCUGAGUUGAUCGACUCGGUUCUGGAUGUUGUUAGAAAGGAGGCCGAGAAUUGCGAUUGCUUACAAGGUUUCCAAGUGUGCCAUUCUCUAGGAGGUGGAACAGGGUCUGGUAUGGGAACUCUUCUGAUUUCAAAGAUCAGAGAAGAGUAUCCUGACAGGAUGAUGAUGACCUUCUCAGUCUUUCCAUCACCAAAGGUCUCAGACACUGUUGUUGAACCCUACAACGCCACACUAUCUGUCCACCAGCUCGUGGAAAAUGCUGAUGAAUGCAUGGUCCUUGAUAACGAGGCCCUGUACGACAUCUGCUUCAGAACCCUCAAACUCACCACCCCAAGCUUUGGUGAUCUAAACCAUCUCAUUUCUGCAACAAUGUCUGGAGUCACCUGUUGUCUGAGGUUUCCCGGUCAACUCAACUCUGACCUCCGAAAGCUCGCCGUCAAUCUCAUCCCAUUCCCUCGUCUUCACUUUUUCAUGGUCGGAUUUGCCCCUCUAACCUCACGUGGGUCCCAGCAAUACCGUGCCCUAACAGUCCCUGAACUCACCCAACAAAUGUGGGAUGCAAAGAACAUGAUGUGUGCAGCUGACCCACGUCACGGGCGUUACCUAACUGCUUCAGCCAUCUAUCGUGGAAAAAUGAGCACAAAAGAAGUCGAUGAACAGAUGCUAAAUGUUCAAAACAAGAACUCUUCAUACUUUGUGGAAUGGAUCCCAAACAAUGUUAAGUCAACUGUUUGUGAUAUCCCACCAACUGGGCUCAAAAUGGCGUCCACUUUCAUUGGUAACUCGACUUCCAUUCAAGAAAUGUUUAGGCGUGUGAGUGAGCAGUUUACUGCUAUGUUUAGGAGAAAGGCUUUCUUGCAUUGGUAUACUGGUGAAGGUAUGGAUGAGAUGGAGUUCACUGAGGCUGAGAGUAACAUGAAUGAUUUGGUGUCUGAGUAUCAGCAGUAUCAGGAUGCGACUGCUGAUGAGGAGGGUGAGUAUGAGGAGGAAGAGGAGUAUGAGGAGGCUUGAGGAAAGAAGGAAGGGAAUGUAUUUUGGUUUUUUAUAUGUAGUUUGGAGUUUUUGGUGGGUGGUUAUAUGAUAUGAGUGGUUGUAAUCUCAACUGCCCAUUUAUGCAAACACAGUAGUAGGUUUGGUUGUAAUUUCUCUAUCUGGAUCAUAAGUACCAUUUCUUUUUUUGUCUAGUGCUUAACUUGUUCUUGGAUUUUGGAUUUUGAUGUUUGUAUAUGGUUUUUAAGUGUGUACUUUUGCU
Lactuca virosa is the source of this 1711-nucleotide messenger RNA. The record is from the annotation of a GenBank genome assembly. Lineage: Eukaryota; Viridiplantae; Streptophyta; Magnoliopsida; Asterales; Asteraceae.